This is a messenger RNA of Nicotiana tabacum (common tobacco), 882 nucleotides long. RefSeq names its product thiosulfate sulfurtransferase 18-like. The record is from RefSeq and is a predicted model, not a curated record. Gene Ontology annotation, molecular function: catalytic activity. Lineage: Eukaryota; Viridiplantae; Streptophyta; Magnoliopsida; Solanales; Solanaceae.
AAAACAAUAUACGGAACAAAUAAAGUACGAAACCAUCUCUAUCACAUUAGAAUAGAUCCAUCGGUUUUCCUCUUCCUGCCAAUUUUUCGUUCUCAAAACAAUCGAACCGCCAAUAGAUCUCCUCUGAUCCAGUAGCAACAUUUGCAGUAAAAUUUCACUUUCGAAGAGAAGAGAUCUUAUAUAAGUACAACUUCCAUUUGUCAUGGCCAGUCAACCCUGGUACAUUAAACACACAAAUCAUAAUACUACUGCAAUAGGCAAAGAUAUAUUCUAGGUUGUUCUAUUAUGGGUACUGUUUUAUGGAAUAGUCUUCUUUCUCUUGUUGUUCUUUUUCUAGUUCUGCUUCUGUUUUGUAGCUCAGGAGCAGAUCAGGUAGUUACUGUAGAUGUUCAUGCAGCUCGUCAUCUCCUCCGUUCUGGCCACCGCUAUCUUGAUGUUAGGACAGAAGAAGAAUUCAAGAAAGAACAUGUAGAGAACUCUGAGAAUAUUCCCUAUAUGUUUAAUACUCCCCAAGGUAGGGUGAAGAAUCCAAAAUUUAUGGAGCAAGUAUCUGCCGCUUUCGGCAAGGAAGAAAAGCUAGUUGUGGGAUGUCAAAGUGGUGUGAGGUCACUGUACGCAACUACUGAUCUUCUUACUGCUGAAUUCAAGCAUGUAAGCAACAUGGGAGGGGGAUAUCAGGCUUGGGUGGAGAGUGGGUUUGCUGUAAACAAACCACAAGAUGAACUUUGAUCACUCGGUCUUCUCUUGUUGCAGCAGUUGCGCUAGCUAUCAAGAUAUCUUAACCACGAAAGAAUAAGUUUUCAUUGAAAUCACUAGUAUAUUCUCUGUAUUUGACGCUCAUCGUAAAACAAAAAUAUUGCAAUAAAGUCUCUGAUUUUGACA